GUUGCUAUAUCGAUCUAUCAUCACUUAUUCAAAGUCCCGAACCGAGCCACGCAAACUCUGUGAAUUCCUUCCUCAAAGUCCCGAACCGGAACCCGUCGUCCAUGCUCUCUGCAUGGCUCUGCCGUCCGAACCUCACCGUCGCCGCCGCAGCAACAACCCCAUCUCUUCAUUCCUCGAAACCACCGCUUCCAACUUCGCCUCUCUCUUCAAUCCUCAAAUCCCUUCUUCCCCUUUAACCCUCACGAAAUCACAACCGCACCCACCCUCCUCUAUCUCCCUCCCUCUCUUCUUCGCGCCGCCCCUCUCCACCCCGACGGUUGAUUCCUCCUCCGCCGCCGCCGCAGAGCACUCUCGCCCAGCCGCCAAAUCGGUGAGGGUCACGAGGCUCAGUACGAAUGGGAAGGGUGGUGGGCCCGCCUUCGUGGGGCAGGUCUUCAGCAUGUGCGACCUCUCUGGAACCGGCCUCAUGGCUGUUUCCACCCACUUUGACAUUCCCUUCAUCUCCAAAAGAACCCCUGAGUGGCUGAAAAAAGUUUUUGCAGCAAUCACCAAGAGCGAGAGGAAUGGCCCUGUGUUUCGGUUUUUUAUUGAUCUAGGAGAUGCAGUUUCAUAUGUCAAAAAGCUGAAUAUUCCCAGUGGUGUGGUGGGUGCUUGCCGUCUUGAUCUAGCAUAUGAACAUUUCAAGGAAAAACCUCAUUUGUUCCAAUUUGUUCCAAAUGAGAAGCAGGUCAAGGAAGCCAAUAAAAUUCUGAAGACAAACCCGCACAAUGGUGUCAGGAGAAAAGUCGAUGGUGUGCCUGUGUUUAGUGCACAGAACUUAGAUAUUGCAAUCGCAACUACAGAUGGGGUUAAAUGGUAUACUCCUUACUUCUUUGAUAAAAAGAUGCUCGAUAACAUUCUUGAAGAAGCUGUUGAUCAACAUUUCCAUACUUUAAUCCAAACUCGUAACAUGCAUCGGCGGCGGGAUGUGGUCGAUGACAACCUAGCUGCAGAAGUAAUUGAGGAAAUGGGAGAUAGCUUAGGAGAUCCUCCAGAGGUUCAAGAAUUGCUUGACGAAAUGGGCCAUCCUAGUAUACCCCUAAGUGUUAUAUCUAAGGCUGCAGAGCUUCAGUUCCAUUAUACGGUUGACAAAGUACUCCUGGGUAAUAGGUGGUUGCGGAAAGCAACAAGAAUACAACCAAAGUUUCCGUAUAUGGUUGACUCAUUUGAAAGAAGAAGUGAAGCUUCUUUUCUGAGACUUACGGAGUCAAGCAGCUGCCUUAAUAACCCUAAAGUUGUAGAUGAUGGGCGACAAUCUGAAGCCAAAGAUAGCUCUGAUUACAAUUUGGGUGAUAAUACUGAAGGAAUCAAAGACCCCCGUCCCAAAUUAAGGCUACCUUUUGGUGAUUGGUUUCAUCACCUAAGGCCACAACAAAAGCAUGAAAAAGAAGGCUUAUCAGCUAAUGGUCCAAAUAAAGAAGAUUCAAAGCCGGAUCCCUUUCUUCCAAAAAUUACAAUGGUUGGUCUGUCAACAGAGGAAACAGGCCAGAUGAGUAAAGCUAGUUUGAAAAAAACAAUGGAGGAUUUGACAAAAGAGUUGGAGAAGACAGAGCAAUAUAAUGUGGCUGGUGUUGGUAGUAAUGAGUGCAAAGUAGAAGAUAGGGAUCCACUAUUUGUAGCAAAUGUCGGUGAUUACUAUUCUAGUGUGGGAAGAACAGGAUCAGCUCGUUGGAUUCGAGGAGGAUCCAACUGAAACCUUUUUUUCCCAACAAUAUUUCAUUUCCAGGUAGUUGUGGACAUUGGUCUCCAAAUAAGAUUGAGAAGACCGUGUUAACAUUAAUAUGUUAAAAUGUUGGAAACUGGAAAUAACCUCAUUUGGGGUGUAUACUAUAGAAAGUGGUAAGUGGAUGCAGCUAGCUUGAGAAUAUGUCUGAUCAGUUUUGUAAAUGAUUAUGUAAUUCAUCUUUGUUGACCAUUUUGUUGACUUCUGGGAAGUUGAAUAAAACUUGUUACAUAAAAACUGGGAGCUAUGUAUAUAUACUAGGCUGUGAUAAAUAAAACUGAAUUACACA
Molecule: messenger RNA, 2051 nt
Organism: Lotus japonicus
Lineage: Eukaryota; Viridiplantae; Streptophyta; Magnoliopsida; Fabales; Fabaceae
Exons: 8
Coding region: 113-1732 (539 amino acids)
Biological process (GO): protein transport
Source: RefSeq, a predicted model, not a curated record